Messenger RNA from Eucalyptus grandis, 519 nucleotides. Its product is annotated as cysteine-rich receptor-like protein kinase 19. Gene Ontology annotation, biological process: protein phosphorylation. The record is from RefSeq and is a predicted model, not a curated record. The transcript is spliced from 3 exons. Gene Ontology annotation, molecular function: ATP binding; protein kinase activity. NCBI's taxonomy places the organism in Eukaryota, Viridiplantae, Streptophyta, Magnoliopsida, Myrtales, Myrtaceae. The coding region runs from base 1 to 519 and encodes 172 amino acids.
AUGUCGAAGUACCUGCGCAUUGUCAUUGCUGCAGUAGUUUCGACAGUUCUCUUCGUGGGUGGUUAUCCAAAAGACGAGGUCGAAACUGCUGAAAGCUUACAGUUCAGAAUAAGCGAGAUCAGGGCUGCCACAAAUUUCUUUUCAGAAGCCAAUAAGCUUGGAGAAGGGGGAUUUGGAAAAGUUUAUCAGGGCAAGCUUGAAAAUGGACAAUACAUUGCUGUGAAAAGGCUUGAAAGAUGUACUAAUCAAGGUCAACAACAGUUUAAGAAUGAGGUCACUCUAAUGGCCAGGCUUCAGCACAAAAAUCUGAUUAAGCUCCAUGGGUAUUGCUUGGAAGAAGGGAAAAGACUUCUGAUUCUUGAGUUUGCACCCAAUGCAAGCCUCGAAGGAUUCAUUUCUGGUAAGAACUUGCACAUUAAAAUUUGUCGCUUCCAUUUCACUGAUCAGUUGUUUGCUACUAAUGUAUCCGUUGGAGAGCUUUGUGCCUCAAACUAUUUGGCAGUACUUUGUAUUAUAUGA